Molecule: messenger RNA, 2367 nt
Organism: Serendipita indica DSM 11827
Lineage: Eukaryota; Fungi; Basidiomycota; Agaricomycetes; Sebacinales; Serendipitaceae
Source: the annotation of a GenBank genome assembly
AUGUCGCGCUUGAGUCUGGGAGAGUUGCGUGCAAUCACGCUAUCGACCACUUCGGUGUUUGUCUAUCUUGGACCCCACCUUGUGCUUUGCGGGCCCAUCCUCCACCAGGCGUCACCUCUGAAAGCCGAUUCAAUGGCUUCUGUGCGUGAUAUAACCUCGUCCGGGUUGCUCCAGGCUUCCCAGACUCCCUGCGACACUCUCCCCGUCCCACAAAACUUGUUCGUCGCCCGCCUGCUCGACAACGCAGACAAAACAGCGUCUCCCUCGUCUAUCCCAUCAUCUUCAAACUCGGUUCCCUCUCUUACUGCGCCCGCGAUGGUCGCCGGCGUUGCCCAAGGCAAGUCACCAGACCUUAAAGUCUGGAACCCACCACGAUUGCUCAUCCCCUGGCCCCAGACCAUGAAAUGCGCGACGAAUCAUCUUACGCGCAAAUUAUGUGUGCGCCACAAGCGAAUGGCAGACGAAGGAGCGAAUGUCGCAAUGCAGCAGAGUCUAGAUGCUCUUCCGGUCUCGGAGAGAGAAGCCGUGAACCGAAUCUGGUCCACGUUCAGCUCGUCGUCGCAUCCGAGCCGAGCACUCAUCCUCAAGGGCAUUUUGACCAUGUGCUGCUUCUCUCAACUCUCAUUACUCUCACAAGAACUGCAAAACAUUAUCCGGAUCGACCCAUUCACCGUACUACCGUCGGAGAUUUCGCUUCGUGUUCUCGGCUACCUCGACGCUAUUUCUCUAGGCCGAGCAGCCCAAGUAUCGCGCAAAUGGCGAGGACUGGCUGAUGACGACGUGCUAUGGAAGGGCAUCUGCGAGCAGCACAUCAACAAAAAGUGCACAAAGUGCGGUUGGGCGCUCCCACUCAUGAAGAAACUCCAAAUGCCGGUGAGACCGUUUCGGGUCCACUCCGACAACAAGCGACAGCGACAAGAACACGAUUCAAUCCUAUCGGCCAAUAAACGCAUCAAGACUUCCUCUUCCAGCUGCAGCUCCAGUCUGUCUGCCACCCCGUCCACCUCACGUGAAUCAACGCCACAGCCCUCGACGCCCUCAUCCCUCACCGAAAUCCGCACUCGUCCGUGGAAGAAUGUCUAUUGUGAACGACUCAGGCUCGAGCGCAAUUGGCGAAGUGGACGGUUCGUCGGCCGUACACUCAAGGGACAUGCCAAUGGCGUUAUGUGUCUGCAAUUUGCAGAGCGCCUCGCCACGGUCAAGUACCCAGUGUUGAUUACCGGGUCUUAUGAUCACACGGUGAGAGUGUGGAACAUGGCAGAAGGCAAAGAGCUCCGCUGCAUUCAGGGCCACACAAGAGCCAUUCGGGCCCUUCAAUUUGAUGAAGUCAAACUCAUCACCGGGAGCAUGGAUUCCACUCUCCGUAUCUGGAACUGGAGAACUGGAGAGUGUCUCAAGGAGCUUCGAGGACACUCGGCCGGUGUCGUCGCCCUUGCGUUUGACGACGACGUUAUCGUCAGUGGGAGCGUUGAUACCACGGUGCGAGUGUGGAACCUCCGCUCCCAAGACAGUUUCGUGCUACGAGGGCACCUCGAUUGGGUCAAUUCCGUGUUGCUCUGGGAUGAUCCGACACGAGCUGAAGCAGGCCAUGGCCCCAAUGCAGACCCUUUGAACAUUCCAGCCGGCAAAAUGCUAUUCAGCGCAUCCGACGACGGCAUCGUUCGGCUCUGGGACUUGGCAAACCGUGUCUGCGUUCGUUCCUUUACUGGACACGCGGGUCAAAUCCAGAGUCUCAAGCUGAUCAUGGUGGAUCAAUCCAAACUCAUGCGACAAGACGAGUCUGUCCCUCGUGCCAAUGAUGGCUCGACGAUUGGACACCCGUACAAUACCGUUCCGUCUGGUCUGCCGGGAUUCGCUCCGGCCAACCUCAGCAUCCCGAGCCCGCCAUCUUCUGAUCACCCUGGCUAUCAAAGCCCGCAGUUUACGCCACCCGAUGGCUUUGACCCGACAGCAUACCGCUCUAAUUCCAAUUCGCCGCUGCAAGACGCAGCCUACUCGCAUAUUAAGUCGCUCGAUCAGGCAUACGAGCUGCCCUACGAACCUGAACACUCGCGACCCGUCCCCGUCUUGAUUACUGGAUCGUUGGACAAUACUGUUCGUGUGUGGGAUGUCGAGACUGGUGGAUUGAUCAAGACGUUGUUCGGUCAUAUUGAAGGUGUCUGGGCAGUCGCUGCAGACAGGCUCCGCAUCGUUUCAGGAAGCCACGAUCGGACCAUUAAAAUCUGGGAACGCGAUUCGGGGACGUGCCAGACGACGCUCGUUGGACACCGUGGUGCCGUGACAUGCCUCGCACUCUCAGACGAUAAAAUCGUUAGCGGGAGCGACGAUGGUGACAUCAAGAUUUGGGAUUUCUCCCCUCAAGAAUGA